Molecule: messenger RNA, 2187 nt
Organism: Phlebotomus argentipes
Lineage: Eukaryota; Metazoa; Arthropoda; Insecta; Diptera; Psychodidae
Gene: Smvt
Product: sodium-coupled monocarboxylate transporter 2
Exons: 7
Coding region: 68-1900 (610 amino acids)
Biological process (GO): sodium ion transport; transmembrane transport
Cellular component (GO): membrane
Molecular function (GO): symporter activity
Source: RefSeq, a predicted model, not a curated record
GUCAGUCUUCAGCUGAAUCUCCGGCAAAUCGGCUAAUUGCUGCCUUCUCCUGAUCAUCUGUGCUGAAAUGAAUUUUACUAUCACGGACGGUUUAUUGCCUCUCGGAAGUGGACAGUUUCAGGUGCUGGAUUAUGUUGUCUUUAUCGCAAUGCUGGCCAUCUCCAUGGCAGUCGGCAUUUACUUUGGCUUCUUCGGCAACAACCAAUCCACGGAGGAAUAUCUCCUCGGCGGACGGCGCAUGAAGACUCUUCCAAUUGCAAUUUCCCUCAUUGCAAGUCAAAUAUCUGGAGUCACAAUUCUCGCCCUUCCCGCCGAGAUGUACGGCUACGGGACACAAUUCGCCAUGAUGGUGCCCUUCAUGAUCGUCACGGUGUCCAUCAUCAACUUCGUCUUCGUCCCGGUCUUCUACCACAACAACAUCGCCAACUGCUACGAGUAUCUGGAGAUGAGGUUCAGCCCGCGCCUGCGACAUCUCAUGACCGUCACCUUUAUGGCGAACUGCUACUUCUUGCUUCCGAUCAUUCUCUUCAUUCCCGCCAUUGCGCUAUCCCAAGUCACUGGGAUCAAUGAUCACCUGAUCAAUGCAAUCGGCUGCUCUGUGUGUGUCAUCUACACAAUGCUGGGUGGAAUAAAGGCUGUCGUGUGGACUGAUGUUAUUCAGGGUACCAUUAUGGUGGGUGCAUCUCUCGUGAUUCUGAUCUGCGGCGUUCGUGAGGUUGGCAGCUUAUCAGAGGUCAUCGAUCGUGCCUACAUUGGCGACAGAGUAGAGUUCUUCAACAUGAGUCUCGAUCUCACGGUUCGUGAAACCUUUCCGAAUGUCGUGCUGGGCGGCGUCAUCAUGUGGACGGUGUACAUUGGCCUCAAUCAGAGCUGCGUGCAGCGAAUCGUGGCCCUGAAGACGGUCAAGCACGCCAAAAGCUCCCUCUGGCUCUUCUGCAUCGGAUACUACAUCAUUGUGAGCGUCAAUCUCCUCAUCGGGAUUACCAUGUUCGCCCGAUACUAUCUCUGCGACCCACUGAAGUUGGGCAUUGUGAACAAGCUAGACAAGAUGGUGCCAUUUUUCGUGCAGGACACCGUCGGAAAACUCCCGGGAAUGACGGGAGUAUUCAUCUCGUGCGUCUUCAGUGCUGGCCUCAGCACAAUGUCUGCUAAUUUCAACUCCCUGUCUGGAGUGAUUUACCAAGAUUAUGUGAAGAAUCUCCCCGGAUUCAGGCACUCAGAGCAGAGAGCCAGUUUCUGGAUGAAAGCUAUUGUCGUCCUCUCGGGCGUGUUCUGCGUUUCCGCGGGAUUCGUGGUGGCCAAAUUCAGCAGCAUUCUCGAGAUGAUGAUGACGAUUCCCACAGUGUCUUCGGGAGCCACUCUCGGUGUUUUCUGCCUCGGCAUGCUGUAUCCCUGGGCGAACGAGAAGGGAGCUUUCUGGGGUGCAGUCGUCAGCAUCGUCGUCACAGCUUACAUGGCUGUCAGAUCCAAGAUUGCCGUUCUCACCGGGGAAAUGUCCUAUCCUUUGUUACCCAGCCGAAUUGACGGUUGCGACGAGUUCGGCAUCAACAUCACAUCAGCCGCAUUCUCAGCACUAUCACUAAAUACCACUGAUUUAUCCGAAAGUCCGACUGAUGAUGAUUCCUUCGCUUUGCACAAGAUUUCUUUUGCGUGGUUCUCCGUCUUCGGCUUUCUUAUUGUUCCUCUCGUAGGAAUUCCAGUAAGUUACUUCACUGGAUCCAAUGAUAUCUACCAAGUAGGACGAAAUCUCAUCUCUCCUGUUGCUCACUGGCUUCUUCCUGACGAUAUCCCAGAGAAAGUGCUUCCUGUGAACACUACUAAAGCAACUAUUAACACGCAAGGUGAUCAAGUGAAGGAAACCACUUGGGUCUGGGAAUCCACGGAAAAGGGAGAGAAAUAGCAGUUACUGACGCACGAAUUUAAUUUUCGAAUAACUCACUAUAAAAAUCAAGCCAUAAAAAUACUGCAAGCGCUUGGCCCCUUUGUGAUACUCCACUAGAGCCGGUGUUAACAAAUAGAAACCACCGAAGAAACGUACCACAUCGACAUGAUCACCACCAUAGUUGUAAUUCGUGUAAUUCAAUGGUUUUCAUGCUUGUACAAAUCGGCAGGGAUAGGAAAAAGGGUAGUUUUCUUAAAGAGAAGCAAAUAAAGAACAGGAAAAGAAAAAUUGUCUGCGAUUCUAAG